Messenger RNA from Loxodonta africana (African savanna elephant), 7987 nucleotides. RefSeq names its product insulin like growth factor 2 receptor (gene IGF2R). The transcript is spliced from 48 exons. The record is from RefSeq and is a predicted model, not a curated record. NCBI's taxonomy places the organism in Eukaryota, Metazoa, Chordata, Mammalia, Proboscidea, Elephantidae. Bases 16 to 7527 code for a protein of 2503 amino acids. Gene Ontology annotation, biological process: lysosomal transport. Gene Ontology annotation, molecular function: signaling receptor activity; D-mannose binding.
CCCGAGCCCGCCGCGAUGGGGGCCGCCGGCGGCCGGAGCGCCCACCUGGGGCCCCGGCCCGCGCCAGCCGCCCGCCCGCCGCGCGCCCUGCUCCUGCUGCAGCUGCUGCUGCUCGUCUCGGCGCCCGGCGGCCCGCGGGGCCCAGGCGCCGCGGCCCAGGGCGCCAGCUUCCCGGAGCUGUGCAGUUAUACAUGGGAAGCCGUUGAUACCAAAAAUAACAUACUUUAUAAAAUAAACGUCUGUGGAAAUGUGGCUAUUUCCCAAUGUGGGACAUCAAGUGCUAUUUGUAUGUACAAUUGGAAGACAAAGAGUUAUCAUUCAGUGGGUGACUCUCUUUUGAAAAGUGGAACCAGAUCUCUUCUGGAGUUCAACACAACAGCGAGUUGUGGGCCAUCAAGCACAGAUCACAAAGUCCAGAGCAGCAUCACCUUUCUGUGUGGGAAAACUCUGGGAACUCCUGAAUUUGUCGCUGCAACAGAAUGCGUGCAUUACUUUGAGUGGAGGACGACAGCAGCCUGCAAGAAAGACACAUUUAAAGCCAGUAAAGAGGUGCCAUGCUACGUGUUUGAUGCGGAGUUAAAGAAGCAUGAUUUAAAUCCACUGAUCAAGAGUAGCGGUGCUUACCUGGUGGAUGACUCUGAUCCUGAUGCUUCUCUGUUCAUCAACGUUUGUAGAGACAUAGACUCAGUGCGUGACUCCAGCCUGCAGUUGCGUGCCUGCCCCACUGGUGCUGCUGCCUGCCUGGUGAGAGGGGACCAGGUUUUCGACGUUGGCCAACCGAAGGAGGGGCUGAAGUUCGUGGGCAAGGACAGGCUUAUCCUGAGUUAUGUGAAGGAAGGGGCAGCCAAGCCAGACUUCUGUGACGGUCACAGCCCAGCGGUGACUAUUACCUUUGUGUGCCCCUCAGAGCGAAGAGAGGGCACCAUUCCCAAGCUCACCGCGAAAUCCAACUGCCGCUACGAGGUGGAGUGGAUCACUGAGUACGCCUGCCACAGGGAUUAUCUGGAGAGUAAAACCUGUUCUCUGAACAGUGAGCAACAUGACAUCUCCAUCGACCUUAAACCGCUCUCACCGAACAAAUCGUCAAGCUCCCCAUACUAUACCGCAGAUGGAAAAGAAUAUGUUUUUUACUUUGAUGUGUGUGGCGAAGCCGAAACACAAGCCUGCAGUAAGAAAGGAGCUGCAGUUUGCCAAGUGAAAAAGGGCGCAUCCAAUCAAGUCAAAGUGGCAGGAAAAUACCAGAACCAAACCCUCCGCUACUCUGAUGGUGACCUCACCUUAAUAUAUUUUGGAGGAGACGAAUGCAGCUCAGGCUUUCAACGAAUGAGCGUCAUAAACUUUGAAUGCAAUAAAAUUGCAGGUAGCGACGGGAAAGGAGCCCCUGUGUUCACAGGGGAGGUGGACUGUACCUAUUUCUUCACUUGGGACACGAAGUAUGCCUGUGUCAAGGAGAAGGAGGACCAGCUGUGCGGCCUUAGCGACAGGAAGAGGCGCUACGACCUGUCCCCUCUGGCUCGACACUCAGAACGGGAACAGAACUGGGAAGCUGUGGAUGGCAGCCAGGCAGAUGUGGAAAAGAAGCAUUUUUUCAUUAACAUCUGUCACCGAGUGCUACAGAAGGGCCAGGCCAGAGGCUGCCCCGAGGACGCGGCCGUGUGUGCCGUGGAUAAGAGUGGAAGUAAAAAUCUGGGAAAAUUUAUUUCUUCUCCCACAAAAGAUGAAGGAAACAUUCAACUCUCUUAUUCAGAUGGUGAUGAUUGUGGUAAUGGCAAGAAAAUAAAAACUAACAUCACACUUGUGUGCAAGCCAGGUGAUUUACAAAGUGCUCCAGUGCUGAGAAGUUCUGGGGAUAAUGGUUGUUUCUAUGAGUUUGAGUGGCACACGGCUGCUGCCUGCGUGUUGGCCAGGACGGAGGGUGAGAACUGUACGGUUUUUGAUCCCCAGGCAGGGUUUUCCUUUGAUUUGUCACUUCUCAAAAAGAAAAAUGGCAGCUAUCAAGUUGAAACAGAGAAGUAUGACUUUUACAUAAACGUGUGUGGUUCUGUGACCGUGGACUCUUGUGAGUCAAACUCUGGAGCAUGUCAGGUCGCAAAAAGUGACAAGAAGGCUUGGAACCUGGGCCUGAGUAAUGCUAAACUUUCUUAUUAUGAUGGGAUGAUCCAGUUGAACUACAAAGAUGGUACACCCUAUAAUAAUGAAAAGCAUACACCAAGAGCUACACUUAUCACUUUUCUUUGUGAUCGGGAUGCUGGUAUAGGUGUCCCUGAAUAUCAGGAAGAAGAUAACUCUACUUACAAUUUCCGGUGGUACACCAGCUACGCCUGCCCUGAGGAGCCCCUGGAGUGUGCAGUGACAGACCCCUACACGCUGGAGCAGUACGACCUCUCCAGCCUAGCAAAAUCUGGAGGCAGCCGGGGCGGAAACUGGUACGCCAUGGAUAAUGGCGGGGAGCGUUCCACCUGGAGGAAGUACUACCUCAAUGUCUGUCGGCCCCUGAACCCGGUGUCAGGCUGUGACCGCUUUGCCUCCGUGUGUGAGAUGAAGUACAAGCGUGAGCAAGGCUCCUCUUCCGAGAUUGUCUCCAUCAGCAACUUGGGCAUUGCGAGGGCGGGUCCCUCGAUUGAGGACAGGGGCAGCCUCCUCCUUGAGUAUGUGAAUGGCUCGGCCUGUAGGACCAGCGAUGGCCAGCUGACCACCUACACCACGCGGAUCCACCUCAUCUGUUCCCCGGGCAGCCUGAACACCCAUCCCAUAUUUUCUCUCAGUUGGGAGUGUGUGGUCACUUUCCUGUGGAACACGGAGGCUGCCUGUCCUGUCCGGAUAACCACAGACACAGACCAGGCCUGCUCUAUAAAGGAUCCUAACAGUGGAUUUGUGUUUAACCUGAACCCACUCAAUAGUUCUCAAGGAUAUGUGGCCUCGGGCAUCGGGAAGACCUUUGUGUUGAACAUCUGUGGAGAGAUGCCGGCUUGUGGGACAGUUGAUGGGAAGCCAGCCUUUGGCUGUGAGGCAGAAACCCAGACAGAAGAUCUGAAGAACCUAAAGCCUGAAAGGGCCGUCGGAGGUGAGAAGAGCCUCCAGCUGUCCACUGAGGGCUUCAUAACUCUGACCUACAAAGGACCGCUCUCGGCAGCCGGAGGUACUGCUGAUGCCUUCAUCAUCCGCUUUGUUUGUAACGACGAUGUUUACCCAGGAGCACUCAAAUUCCUGCAUCAAGACAUCGACUCUGGGCUUGGGAUCCGUGACACGUUCUUUGAGUUUGAAACAGCUUUGGCCUGCGUGCCUUCUCCAGUGGAUUGCCAAGUCACUGACCCUGCUGGAAACGAAUACGAUCUGAGUGGCUUAAGCAAAAUAAGGAAGCCUUGGACUGCUGUUGACACCUCAGCUGAUGGGAAGAAGAGAACCUUCUACUUGAGUGUUUGCAAUCCUCUCCCUUUUAUUCCCGGAUGCCACGGCAGCGCAGUGGGCUCUUGUUUAAUAUCGGAAGACAAUAGCUGGAACCUGGGGGUGGUGCAGAUUAGUCCUCAAGCUGCAGGGAACGGGUCCCUGAGCAUUGUGUAUGUCAAUGGCGACAAGUGUGGGAACCAGCGUUACUCCACCAGGAUCAUGUUUGAAUGUGCUCAGACGUCGGGAUCACCAAUGUUUCAGCUUUUGGAUGACUGUGAGUAUGUGUUUGUCUGGAGAACGGUAGAGGCCUGCCCCAUCGUCCGGGUAGAAGGAGAUGACUGCAAGGUGAAGGACCCCAGGCAUGGCAAUGUGUAUGACCUGAAGCCUCUGGGCCUGAAUGACACGGUCGUGAGUGCUGGCGAGUACACCUACCACCUCCGGGUCUGUGGAAAGCUCUCCUCAGAUGUCUGUCCAACUCAAGACAGGUCCCAGGUGGUCUCGUCCUGUCAGGAAAAGCAGGGACCCCAGGGCUUUCAAAAAGUAGCAGGUCUCCUUACUCAGAAAGUGACAUACGAAAAUGGAUUAUUAAAAAUUAACUACACCGGUGGGGAAAUUUGCCAUAACGUGUAUCAACGCUCUACAACCAUCUUUUUCUAUUGUGACCGCGGCACCCAGAAGCCAGUGUUUCUAAAGGAGACUUCAGAUUGCUCCUACCUGUUUGAGUGGCGCACACAGUAUGCCUGCCCUCCCUUUGAAAUGACCGAGUGCUCGUUCAAAGAUAGCGCUGGAAACUCCUUCGACCUGUCAUCCCUGUCAAAGUACAGUGACAACUGGGAAGCGGUCACGAGGACAGGGUCCACAGAGCACUACCUCAUCAACGUCUGCAAGUCCCUGGCUCCGCAGCCUGGCACUGAGCCGUGCCCCCUGGAAGCAGCUGUCUGUCUGCAGGAUGGCUCUAAGACUGUGAACCUUGGCCGAGUGAGGGAUGGCCCUCAGUGGAGUGAUGGCUCAAUCGUCCUCAAGUACGUGGAUGGAGACAUGUGUCCAGACCAGAUUCGGAAAAAGUCAACCACCAUCCGAUUAACUUGCAGUGAAAGCCAAGUGAACUCCAGGCCUAUGUUCAUCAGCGCGGUAGAGGACUGUGAGUACACAUUCUCCUGGCCUACAGCCGCUGCUUGUCCUGUGAGGAGUAACGUGCAUGACAACUGCCAAGUCACCAACCCCACCACAGGUCACCUGUUUGAUCUGAGCUCUCUGAGCGGCAGAGUCGGUUAUACCGCUGCCUACAGCGAGAAAGGGCUUGUCUACAUGAGUGUUUGUGGGGAGAAUGAAAACUGCUCUCCUGGCGUAGGGGCCUGCUUUGGACAGACCAGAAUCAGUGUGGGCAAGGCCAAUAAGAGGCUCACUUAUGUGGACCAGGUGCUGCAGCUGGUCUAUGAGGAUGGCUCCUCUUGUCCUUCCAAGCUGGGCCUAAGCUAUAAGAGUGUCAUCAGCUUUGUGUGCCGGCCAGAGGUAGGGCCGACCAACCGGCCCAUGCUCAUCUCCCUGGACAAGGAGACAUGCACUCUCUUCUUCUCCUGGCACACGCCACUGGCCUGUGAGCAGGUGAUGGAAUGUUCAGUGAAGAAUGGCAGCUCCAUCAUCGAUUUGUCCCCCCUGAUCCACCGUACCGGUGGCUAUGAAGCAUACGACGAGAGUGAGGACGACACCUCUGACACCAACCCCGACUUCUACAUCAAUAUCUGCCAGCCACUAAACCCGAUGCACGGGGUGGCGUGUCCUGCUGGGGCAGCCGUGUGCAAAGUCCCUGUCGACGGGGCCCCCAUUGAUAUUGGCCGGAUCGCAGGACCUCCCAUCCUCAACCCCAAAGCCAAUGAAGUUUACCUGAACUUUGAAAGUAGCACACCUUGCUCAGCAGACAGCCACUUCAACUACACCUCCCUCAUCGCCUUCCACUGCAAGAGAGGUGUGAGCAUGGGAACGCCCAAGCUGCUGAGGACCAGCGACUGUGACUUCGUGUUUGAGUGGGAGACCCCGCUUGUGUGUCCAGAUGAAGUAAAGACCAACGGCUGCUCACUGACCGAUGAGCAGCUCUACUACAGCUUCAACCUGUCCAGUCUGUCCACAAGCACCUUCAAGGUGACGCGAGACUCCCACACAUACAGUGUGGGUGUGUGUACUGCGGCUGCAGGCCUGGACCAGGGCGGCUGUAAGGAUGGAGGCGUCUGCCUGCUCUCCAGCAGCAAGGGGGCCUCGUUCGGGCGGCUGGCCUCCAUGCGGCUGGACUACAGGCACCAGGACGAGGCUGUCAUCCUAAGCUAUGCCAACGGUGACAGCUGCCCUCCAGAAACGGAAGACGGUGACCCCUGUGUCUUCCCCUUCAUCUUCAAUGGAAAGAGCUAUGAGGAGUGUAUCGUGGAGGGGAGGCCAAGGCCCUGGUGUGCCACCACCGCGAACUACGACCGCGACCACCAGAGGGGGUUCUGCAAGUUUUCCAACAGCCACAGGACGUCUGCGAUCAUAUUCAAGUGUGACGAAGAGGCUGACAUCGGGUGGCCCCAAGUCUUCAGUGAGGUUCGUGGGUGUGAGGUGACCUUUGAGUGGAAAACGAAAGUCGUCUGCCCUCCAGAGAAGAUGGAGUGCAAGUUUAUCCAUAAGCACAAAACCUAUGACCUGAGGCUGCUCUCCUCCCUCACCGGCUCCUGGUUCUUCGUCCAUGAUGGCGCCUCGUACUAUGUCAAUUUGUGUCAGAAGAUAUACAAAGGUCCCUCUGGCUGCUCCGAGCGAGCCAGCAUCUGCAGGAAGAGUACCUCUGGAAAGGUCCAGGUCCUGGGGCUGGUCCACACACAGAAGCUGGAUGUCAUAGAUGACAGAGUUGUUGUAACUUAUUCGAAAGGUCAUCGAUGUGAUCAGAAUAAGACUGCGUCCACAGUCAUAGAGCUGACGUGUGCGAAGACAGUGGGCAAGCCGGCAUUUGACAGGUUUGAUAUCGACAGCUGCACCUACUACUUCACCUGGGACACCCGAGCUGCUUGCGCCGUGAGGCCUCAGGAGGUGCAGAUGGUGAACGGGACCAUCACCAAUCCUAUAAAUGGCAAGAGCUUCAGCCUGGGAGACAUCUAUUUUAAGCUCUUCAGGGCCUCUGGGGACAUGAGAACCAAUGGGGACCAGUACCUGUAUGAAAUCCAGCUUUCUUCCAUCACCAGCUCCUCAAACCCUUCAUGCUCUGGGGCUAACAUAUGCCAGCUGAAGCCUAGCGACCAACGCUUUAGUAGGAAAGUGGGGACUUCCGAUAAAACCAAAUACUACAUUCAAGAUGGUGACCUUGAUGUUGUGUUCACCUCAUCCUCGAAGUGUGGCAAAGACAAGACAAAGUCCGUCUCGUCCACCAUCUUCUUCCACUGCGACCCUUCAGUGGAGGAAGGGAUCCCUGAGUUCAGCCACGAGACUGCCGACUGCCAGUACCUCUUCUCGUGGUACACAUCUGCCGUGUGUCCUCUCGGGAUGGGCUUUGAUGGCGAGAGCACUGGUGAGGACGAGCCAGAGCAUCAGGGGCUCUCGGGACGGAGCCAGGCUGUGGGGGCCAUUCUCAGCUUGCUGCUGGUGGCCCUGACGGGCUGUCUGCUGACCCUGCUGCUUUACAAGAAGGAACAGAGGGAAAUGGUGAUGAAUAAGCUCACCAAUUGCUGUAGAAGAAGCUCAAAUGUGUCCUACAAAUACUCAAAGGUCAACAAGGAGGAAGAGGCUGAUGAAAAUGAAACCGAGUGGCUCAUGGAAGAGGUCCAGGUGCCAGCCCCCAGGCCUGGGAAGGAGGGGCAGGAGAACGGCCACAUCACCACAAAGUCGGUGAAGGCCGAUGCCUUCACAUCCCUGCACGGUGAUGACCAGGACAGUGAGGAUGAGGUGCUGACUCUCCCAGACGUGAAGGUGCACUCUGCCCGAGGACCUGGGGUGGACAGCUCACACAAGACGAGCCCCCCGAGGAAGACGGAUAUGGAGCGGGAUGACGACAGGCUGGGGCUGAUCAGAGGCGAGAAGGCCAGGAAGGGGAGGCGCAGACCCGGCCAACAGAAGCCAGGAAACUCUGCCAGCCCAGUGUCCUUUCACGAUGACAGCGACGAGGACCUCCUCCGUGUCUAACCCUGGUGCCUAUGAGAAAAGAUGCAUCGGUGGCACAGCAAAGCACCUCCAACCAAAUAAGACUUUAUCGCCAUGACGCUUCUAUCAUUUUUGCCUUUAACAAAAACAAUUUCAAAAGGGAAGAGUUUUUGUGAUGGGGGAGAGGGGUCAGGAGGCCCGGCGCUGCUCACAUGGGUGCUCACGGUCAUUGGAACACAGCUUUGCUCAGAUUGGCCAGAGGGGGACCUCAUUCUGGGUUCUACCCCCAGUCGCCACUCAAGGGCAUAGCUGCAUGCGUGUCCUCACGCACCGGCCAACGCAUCUCAGAACAGGGGGCUGUUUUUGACAGGAAACCCUCUCUGCUUUAGUCCCCAUCGGGUAUUUGACCAUUAUAUUUAGCAUUUUAAUUCUCUCCUCCUAUUUAUUGACUUUGACAAUUACUCAGGUUUGCGAAAAAGGAAAAAAAAAAAAAAAAAGAAAA